Messenger RNA from Aphidius gifuensis, 2241 nucleotides. RefSeq names its product zwei Ig domain protein zig-8-like. The record is from RefSeq and is a predicted model, not a curated record. Gene Ontology annotation, biological process: synapse organization. The coding region runs from base 23 to 790 and encodes 255 amino acids. Gene Ontology annotation, cellular component: neuron projection membrane. The transcript is spliced from 5 exons. Lineage: Eukaryota; Metazoa; Arthropoda; Insecta; Hymenoptera; Braconidae.
AGUUUAUUGGGAUCACAGGCCAAUGGGUAUUAAUGGACAACAAAAUAAUGGUAUGAGUGAUUGGCCAUAUUUUGAGCCAAAUGUACCAAGAAAUGUAACAACAGCAAUUGGUCAAACAGCAUUUUUGCAUUGUCGAGUUUAUCAACGCAGUGACAAAGAGGUAUCUUGGAUGCGAAAACGUGAUAUGCAUAUAUUAAGUGCUGGAAUAUCGACAUAUACGUCUGACUUGAGAUUUCAAGUGAUUCAUCCAGACAAGUCAGAGAAUUGGACUUUGCAGAUAAAGUCACCACAACUACGGGAUUCAGGCAUUUAUGAAUGCCAGGUCAGCACUGAGCCAAAGAUGUCACUCAACUAUACGCUCAACGUGGUCGAAUCUCGAGCAAGGAUACAGGGACCAUCUGAUAUUUAUCUCAAAACAGGUAGUUUACUAGUAUUGACCUGUGUCAUGUCACAAGGACCACAUGAUUUAGGUACAGUUGCCUGGUAUCGUGAUAAUCAAGCAGUUGUAACAUCACCACGAAAUGAAAAUGACAUUGAUGCUGAACCAAGAAUAACAGUAGAAACUGAAUGGAGUGAUGCUUUGACAUCAAGAUUAAGGAUUACCUAUGCUAAAACAAGUGAUUCUGGUAACUACAGUUGUGUGCCAACCGUUGCUCAGAGAUCGAGUGUUAAUGUUCACAUAAUAAAUGGUGAACAUCCUGCGGCAAUGCAACAUGGGAACACUGCUGUCGGCGCGCCAACACCAGGAGCUUACCUCCUUCUUGUUCUCAUACUGGGCCAAUUCAGAUAAUAUGAUACACCAGAGGUUUAAUGUAAAAAUGGGUAGUAUGGAUGUUGCGAAUAUUUCAAAUGUGUAUGUGUAUAGAAAUUUAAAAAAAUUUUAUUUAAAUAAAUUAUUGAUAUAAUUGUAAGAAAAAAAAAAAAAUAUUGACAGACCGAUAGGUAAUAUAACUGUAAAAAGAAAAAUAUUAAAUUUAAGUUUAAAAAUGAUGAAAAAUAUAAUACAGAAACAAAUUUUAAUAAAAAAAAAAAUGAAAUAAAGUAUGAAGGUAAUUUGUUCUCCUUAUGUAUAGACUGCGAUUAGUAACAUAUUGAAUCAAAAGAUGAAGAAAAAAAAUUUUUUUGAAUAUAAUGAAAAGUGAAAUAACAAAUUAAUUAAUUUGGUGAGUCUUGUAGACGCGAUUGCUCAAGGAACUUGAUAAUAUAUUUAUCGUUGAGUGUUAUUUUAUGGGGGAAAAUGUUUUUUUUUUAAAUAAAAAUGAAAUAUGAGAUGAAAAGGGAAAAAAAAAAAAUGAAAAUAAGCAUGAAGGUGUGUGUUUUUGAAGGCAAUGUUUCUUCGUUCAUUUUCAAGACAAUUAAAAUUACGUUAAAAAGUUUUUCUCAGCCAAGCAUCUAGCAUCCUUUUAGGAAGUUGACAAGAAUCAUUUUUUUUUUUAUUUUUCAUUUCUUUUUUGUUUCAUUAAUUUUAUAUUUUUUUUUUAACUCAAAAAAAUGAUGAAAGGAGAAUAAAAAAAAAAAAAACAUUUUAAAAGCGAAAAUAAAAGAUAAAAAAGAGUGACGUAUAUAUAUUUAAAAUUUUAUUUUAUUUCUAAUACAUUAUACUUGCUGGAAUUGAUUAUACUUUUUUUUUUUUUUAUUUUUCUUUCAUCAAAAAUUUAGCUUCACUCUGAAUAACACGGUGUUUAAUGUCAACUUAAAUGUCACAUUAUAAAAGCAUAAAAAAAAAAAUAAAUAAAUACAUUAAAAAAUAAUAAAAAAUCAUUGAAUUAAAAUUGAUAAAAUAAACAGCAAAAAAAAAAAACAAAUUCAAUCACUUUAUAUAGGUGACAAAUAGUAAAAAUUACAUCCUCAAAAUGACACGUUAAAAUAAAUCCAUAAAAGUAAAAGAAAUAAAUAAUAAAAAAAACUACAUAUGUAUAAGAAAAAAUAAAAAAAAAAAUAUUAUUAACGAAAAAAAAAUCAAGUAAAUAAACAAAUAAAAAAAAAAAAAAAACAGAUACUAUUUAAGAGCGCAGUCAAAGCAAUGACUUACUAUGACAAAAAAAAAAAAAAAAAAAAAAAAAAAAAAAAACGAAUAAAACCCCCAUUUUUAUUUUCUGUACGAUACAGUUAUUCCACUGUUUAUUCCACUCUCAUCUUGUUUUUAAAUCCCCCACAAUUUCAACCUUGUAUAUAUAAUAUUUUACUCUUGUAAAUAAAUUUAUCCAUAUGGACAAUGAAAAAAAAAAAAAAACCAAUAAU